Penicillium subrubescens is the source of this 1639-nucleotide messenger RNA. Its product is annotated as inositol polyphosphate multikinase. Gene Ontology annotation, cellular component: cytoplasm; nucleus. The transcript has 2 exons. The record is from RefSeq and is a predicted model, not a curated record. The coding region runs from base 133 to 1491 and encodes 452 amino acids. NCBI's taxonomy places the organism in Eukaryota, Fungi, Ascomycota, Eurotiomycetes, Eurotiales, Aspergillaceae. Gene Ontology annotation, biological process: inositol phosphate biosynthetic process; phosphatidylinositol phosphate biosynthetic process. Gene Ontology annotation, molecular function: inositol-1,4,5,6-tetrakisphosphate 3-kinase activity; inositol hexakisphosphate kinase activity.
GUUUUCUUUUUCUACCCCAGCUUUUCCUACCUUUCUCUCCUUUUCGUUCCCGCUGGGAAACAAGCUCCUUACUUUGUCCCUAUCACGAUCCAUUGGAGUCCGUUUGUUCCUUGUUGAGUCAUCCGGAAUGACAUGAGCGACGACCACUUUGCAGUCGCCCCAAUCUCCCAGUCAGCAAUGCUCUCCUCCAAAUCAGAUAGCCGGAAGACACAACAGCUAGGCAGCGAUGACCUCGUUCCAUUCGAUCAUGCCGCUGCAGGACACGACGGGGUCCGGUGUACCCUGUCUGGCUCGUUGAUCGCCAAACCCUGUACGCGCCAGGAAGUCGAAUUCUACGAAUCGAGCGCCCUCCACCCAGGUUUCCAAGAGUUUAUGCCCAUAUUUAUCGGAUCCCUCUCAUCAGCCGAACAGCAGCAACCGCUGGCGAUUGCUGCCGCCCAACAGUCCGGCGCGGUCUUUCUGCCCGCGCUCGGAGACGCGCCUUCGACGGCCCCCGCCCGGGAGGCAUCAACAUCACAAGAUGGCAAUGUGUCUGUGGAAGGAGAGCCUGCCAAAGCGGCAGAUUCUGCAUGGGUACCAUCCGAUGGGAAAAAGCUAGAUACGGGACUGUCGAUUGUGCUCGAGAAUGUCGCUUCUGGGUUUCGGCGGCCGAACGUGUUGGACGUGAAGCUCGGCGCGCGACUCUGGGCUGAUGACGCGCCACCCGCGAAGCGCAAUAAGCUGGAUGCAGUGGCCAAAGAAACGACCAGCUCAAGCUUGGGAUACCGCAUUGCGGGGAUGAAAGUGUGGACGGGCAAGAACGGCGAUACCGAUGAAGGUUCGCUGACCGAUCCCUAUGCCACCAAGUACGAAGGCAAAGAGGGUGCGAAGGGCGAGGUGAUUGAGAAAGACGGCUAUCGUCGUUACGAUAAAUGGUAUGGACGGUCUUUCACAGAGGAGACCGUCAAGCAAGGCUUUGAGACCUUUCUCGCCGGCGCCAAGGAGGGGAAGGUUGACCGCUCGAGAAUGAUUGCUCAGCGACUUGUGGAGGAACUACGAAAUGUGCAACAAGUGCUCGAGUCCGAGGAGAGUCGAAUGUACUCUGCGAGCGUGUUGAUUAUCUACGAAGGUGAUCCGGAAGCAAUGGAGCAUGCUUUAGAAGAAGAAAAGAAGAUCCCCGACCCGAGGGAUCAAGACGGAGAGGAAGAAGAUGAAGAGGAAGACGAUGAGGAUGUCGAGUUUGAAAUCACCGAGGGAUCUCUUGAGCUAGUCGAUGUCCAAUUAGAGGGCGGGAUCCCUCAAAAAGCUGUCAACAUCACCAUAGACCCUUCGACGGCACAACUCCCCACUCUCGGCGAUGACGACGACGAGGAAGAAGACGCCCCAAAGGUGCAUGACCUCCGCUUGAUCGACUUUGCCCACGCGACAUGGACGCCAGGUGCGGGUCCUGAUGAGAAUGUUCUGAUGGGCAUUCGAAGCCUUAUCAAAGUCUUCCAGGACUUGGCUGUCUGAGCCGAGAAUUUAUAUAAAUACCAUCGCUAUGAUCGUUACGAUUUUGAGCCGCAUGGUGGUUGCUGGCAACUGCCAAAAGUUGAGUCUUCUUGUCAUGGAUCUCCAGUUAGGCCAGAGUUAUAUUUACGAUUCAGCCUGAAUUGGCCCG